Molecule: messenger RNA, 2478 nt
Organism: Cotesia congregata
Lineage: Eukaryota; Metazoa; Arthropoda; Insecta; Hymenoptera; Braconidae
Source: the annotation of a GenBank genome assembly
AUGAAGUACAGAUUAACAAAUUUAAAACUAUCUAAAAAAUUAAAUCAACCUUUUAUUAACAAUGUUCGUCAUGCAUCAGCGAGUCUUGGACUUUGGGAGUCCAACAUGACAAAUGAAAUCCGUCAUAAAAUAGAAGCCCACUGGAAAGACAAAAUCUUAUCCGAAAAAUCAGAACCCAGCACUGGAGAGAAAUAUUAUGUCUUAUCAAUGUUUCCCUACCCGUCUGGCUCCUUGCACAUGGGCCACGUGCGAGUGUACGCCAUCUCCGACGCAGUAUCUAGAUUCCACCGUUUAAAAGGCCGGGACGUGAUCCACCCGAUGGGCUGGGACGCGUUUGGCCUGCCAGCGGAGAACGCGGCUCUGGAGCGAAAAAUUGACCCACAAGAGUGGACCGAGAGCAACAUCUCCAACAUGAAGGCCCAGUUGAAGACUCUGGGCUGCGACUUCGACUGGGACUGCGAGCUGGCGACCUGCCACCCGGAGUACUACCGCUGGACCCAGGAGUUGUUCCUCAAAUUAUUCGACCGCGGGCUGGCUUACCAGAAGCAGUCAUUUGUAAACUGGGACCCUGUUGAUGAGACAGUGCUCGCUGAUGAGCAGGUGGAUCAGAAUGGAAACUCCUGGAGAUCCGGAGCUAAGGUUCAGAAGAAACUUCUAAAGCAGUGGUUCAUUCGCACGACAGCCUUUGCCAAGUUUUUGAUGAGUGGGCUUGAUGAUCCGAUGCUUAAAGAGUGGCGGGAUAUUAUCAAAAUUCAGAAACACUGGAUUGGAGAGUGCACUGGCACUUCCUUGGACUUUAAACUAAUUACUGACCUACCUGGCAAGCCAGAGAGUUUUAAUGUCUGGACAGACAGGCCGGAGUUUAUUGACCAAGCUAAAUUUGUUGCGGUUUCUAAAGACAAUUUUUUGGCGAAAGCGAAAAUUAAGAAUUUUGAUGAUCAAGAUUUAGAAACUGUGUUUUUAGACGCUACGGUUGUUAAUCCGUUUAAUAAUGAGGAACUUCCGCUCCAACAAAAGCGUCAACAGGCAAUGCAAAAAGCUCGAGAGUGGAAAAUCGGAGGCUAUGAGGUCAGUCCAACAUUAAGAGACUGGUUGAUCUCACGACAAAGAUACUGGGGCACACCAAUUCCAAUAAUCCACUGCAAAUCCUGUGGAACUGUUCCAGUUCCACGAGAACAGUUACCCGUAACAUUACCAAAGAAACUGACCUCAGACAAGGGGAUUCCCAAUUUGCGGCAAGCUGUUGACUGGCUGAAGACUUCCUGUCCAAAAUGUGGAACCGAAGCGUUCAGAGAAGCGGAUACUAUGGACACUUUUGUUGAUAGUUCUUGGUACUUUAUGAGAUACAUUGACGUAAAAAAUACCUCCGAGAUGUUUUCGAAGGAAAAAGCGAAAAAGUUUUUGCCGGUGGACUUGUACAUUGGCGGAAAAGAACACGCAGCGCUGCAUUUGUACUACGCGAGGUUCGUUAAUCAUUUUUUGCACUCAGAAGGUUUAUUGCCGACGAGGGAGCCGUUCAAGCAGCUGCUGGUCCAGGGGAUGGUCAUGGGCAAGAGUUUCAGGGUCAAGGGCAGCGGAAAGUAUCUCAAGAGCGAGCAGGUUGAAAAGGUGGGCAAAAAUUUUGUUGAGAAAGAAACAAAGUUACCUGUUGUGGUCACUUGGGAGAAGAUGUCCAAGUCCAAGUACAAUGGGGUUGAUCCUAUGGAGAUGUUUAGGGAGUAUGGCGCUGAUACUACCAGGCUGAUUAUGCUCGCGGAUGUUGCUCCUACUUCUACGUUCCAAGGAAUUUUCAAUUGGCAGCAGAGACUAUGGCUAACGAUUCGACAAUUUUUAAAACGUCGCGAGAAUAUAUCGCUGGAAGAAGUCGCAAACACCCCAACGAAAGAAGAAUUUAUAAAAGACGACGCGUAUCUCUGCAACAGCAGGAACUAUUACGUAAAAGGCGUGACAUUUAACAUAAUAGGAUCCCAGCAACUGAGUGUCGCUAUUUCCAAAAUGCAAGGACUGACCAACAGCAUCAGGAAAGUGUCUCUCAACUGCCUGACUCACAGUCCUGAGUACGAAAAAACUCUGGGUACGCAAAUAAUAAUGCUGGCGCCCAUCGCUCCAAGGUUCGCUUCAGAAUUGUGGAGCGGAUUUUGCUCAGCUAAGUAUUUCUUGGCAGAAGAUUUUUUUAUGAGAGACAAAGACGUGCUUCAGCAAAAAUGGCCGGUUGUUGAUAGCGACUUUGAGCUGGAUCUUGAUGUUGUUGUUAAUGGAAUGCAAGUAGAUCUCCUGAAGAUAAAAAAAUCUAUUUUAGACCAACUAACAGCAGAAGCUGCUGCAGAUUUAGCUCUUCAAUCACCAGGAGCUAAGAAACACAUUAAAAACAGAGAAAUUUUGGGGUUCAAGUAUUACUACGAGCAAAAUUGUGAUGGAAAAGUUUCAUUUAAAGUGGCUAUUAAACCCGCUAGUGUUAAAGUUGAAACUAGUUUGUAA